Molecule: messenger RNA, 448 nt
Organism: Myotis lucifugus (little brown bat)
Lineage: Eukaryota; Metazoa; Chordata; Mammalia; Chiroptera; Vespertilionidae
Gene: RNASE12
Product: ribonuclease A family member 12 (inactive)
Exons: 1
Coding region: 11-448 (145 amino acids)
Molecular function (GO): nucleic acid binding
Source: RefSeq, a predicted model, not a curated record
CUUACCCCUGAUGAUACUAAUGGUGAUAAUUUUCCUGAUGAUUGUGUUCUGGGAAAACGAGCUGUAUGAAGAAACAGUGAUGUCAACCAUAGAACACCUGCACGUGGACUACCCUCAGAGUAAUAUUGCUGUAAGGUACUGCAACCACAUGAUCUUAGAAAGAAUCAUCAAGGAACCUGACAACACCUGCAAAAAGGAGCAUGUCUUCAUCCACGAGAGGCCUCGACAGAUCAAUCGUGUUUGCACUUCUCCCAAGAGGACGGCUUGCCAAAACCAUUCCAGCAUUUCAUGUUUCCAGAGUGAGACAAAGUUCAAAAUGACAGUCUGUAAGCUCAUUGAAGGUAUCAGAUAUCCUGCCUGCAGGUACCACAUUUCCCCCACAGAGGGGUUUAUUGUCGUCACUUGCGAUGACAUGGGGCCCGUUAACUUCCAGAAAUAUGUUGAAUAA